GCUGACAACCCUUAGAAGACAGUAGACACAAAGUUCCAGCUGUUUAGCUUUUCUUAGACGAAUUUUAACGUUGUGGUGUAAAAAAGGAAAUAGUGGUAACUACUGGGAUCGAGUUAUAUUAUUGUCCUUAACCGUCAUCAUGCCGAGAGGUGGGAAAAAGGGCCACAAGGGCAGAGGGAAGCAAUUCAGCAAUCCUGAGGAGAUAGACCGUCAGAUGAAAGCACAGCGAGAGCUGGAGGAAAAUGGUGGUGUUGAGAAAGAGGUUGCUUCCAACUCCGAGGAGAGUAGCAGUGAUGAGGAGUCUGAGUCUAGGAAGAGGAGCGGUGUGGAAGGAAUCAUAGAAAUUGAGAACCCCAACCGUGUAUCUCAGAAAAGCAAGAAAGUGGCCGAAGUAGAUGUUGAUGCACCUCAAGAGCUGUCUCGCAGAGAAAGGGAGGAGAUCGAGAAGCAGAAAUCUAAGGAACGCUACAGGAAGCUUCACAUGGAGGGGAAGACGGAGCAGGCCAGGGCCGACUUGGCAAGACUUGCUAUCAUCAAAAAGCAGAGGGAGGACGCUGCUAAGAAAAGAGAUGAACUCAGGAAAGAUAAAGAGACCGAGGAGGCCAAAGCAAAACGCUAGUCAUCUGUCCGAGAACUUCAACAUGCACAUCAGUCUCAGAGGGAUGGAGAGAGGACAGGGAACAAAUUUGGAAUAGUGUCAGAACAUGGCUGCUCCUGAGCUCCAUCCAGUGCUUCCUUGUACCACCAGAGGGGCAUGGGACUUUUCAUCAUGGUGUGGUCCAGACAGACAAAAAACGGGUGAAAUCAUAAAGCGGUGAAGAGAAAUGCAACAUUUGGAAUUCGUCUGCAGUUUUAAAGAGACUGCUGCAGCUUUUCUAUGUGCUACACACACUCUUUACUCGUACACCAUAUUAAUUCUUAGAGCGGCUUACAUUUGCAUUCCUGUUUGUUUUUUUUCUCUUGUUUCAAAUGUUUUUACAAGGUGUUGACUCUUAACAGCCGCGACUUUUCCCUGCAUCCGACUUAUUUUUGUCGGAACGCAGCAAUAGACAGUAAAAUGUAUACGAAAGAAAAAGUAGAUCAAGCUUGUAUUAAUUCUUUAUGAAGUGGACUGAAUGUUUACUCUCCGCAGAAGGAAUAUACUUGAACUACGUAUUGUUUUUUCUCAAUAGUUCAACCACUUAACACACCACUUCUGGAAAGCCUCGCAUCAAACUGACUCAGUGACUGUGGCCUUGUUUCUGCAAGGAUCCGCAGUCCUUUUAUAGAACGGAUUUUGUCUUUUUUCGUGAGACCACAUCACUGGCUUUUACCUGCGUUAGAUAUUUUUUACAGUUGAUUUUCACUCACUUGCUCAAACAAAACCCUCACUUGUGUUAUGCAUUUUUGUAUCUGACAAGCUAAGUAUUUGUAUGCAAAAACGUUUAGUGGAUGGUCAACAGUCAUCAAAUACAUUUCAACACAAGUAAGAGUUAUACAGUAUAGAUAUAAACAAAUCAAAGCUCAAACUGCAGCAUCGAUACAAGUUCCUCAAUUUUUUCCCUCAUGUGUUUGAAGUCAUUUAAUAAAGAAAUUCAUUCAUAUAUUCA
This is a messenger RNA of Nerophis lumbriciformis (worm pipefish), 1589 nucleotides long. RefSeq names its product pdgfa associated protein 1a (gene pdap1a). The record is from RefSeq and is a predicted model, not a curated record. NCBI's taxonomy places the organism in Eukaryota, Metazoa, Chordata, Actinopteri, Syngnathiformes, Syngnathidae.